GAUUGUGGCGAGUCCAUAUUGCUCCAGCGUCACCAGCGUCCGCCUUUUUCGCGACAGGAUGGUCUUGGCUGGGUCGAGCUUCCACCCCGGAGGUGACCAGCUUUCGCCAGAGGAUGUUAAGAUUACUGCCGCGUGAAGCCACUGAAGACCAUGUAUUGCUUCACUUUUACCGUGCAGUGCGUGAUGCGCUUGAUGCCGGGCAAAUAGGCAGUCCUUGCAGCCAUGAACGUCUCCGAGUGACUCGGGCUUCUCUCCGGGGUGGUGUCGCCCUGCUCGAGAGGGUCGCCCUGAGGGAGGUGCGAGUAGCGUUCCGCCAGCUACAAAGGGCUAUGCGGAGACCCAGCCUGGUGCGUCGUGAUUCCGCUAUCGCACCACGGCCCAGCACACCUCGCUCCGAGGGAUGUGGAAUCAUGGCCGGUCUGGUCUGCAGCCAAGCCCUGGCAGCUCAGGUCUUGGACCGCCGUGCCAACCUGGCCCCCAGAGCUUUCUACAUGGCCUGGCUGCUGGAAAGAGCCCGACGUCGUUGCUUGGUCUCCGUCCUGAGCAUCCUCCGGCACGGCGCGCGGAAGAAGGUGUCCGAGUCCCCGACCCGCCGAUUGGUGAGGCCUCAGCCGGCUGUUCCUAAACAGGCAUCUUCUUCCCCCAGUCGACUUCCGGGCAGGUCCAAGACACCACCGACAAAGACUGCAAUCGUGUAAAAGCGCGAAUGCGGUGCUGAAAAUGACCGCUGCAAAUUGGUGACUUCAAGGCGUCCAAAGCCUCCCACUUUUUUUUUGCAUUUACAGACAAGUCUCUCAUGCUAUGCAG
This is a messenger RNA of Cladocopium goreaui, 807 nucleotides long. The record is from the annotation of a GenBank genome assembly. Lineage: Eukaryota; Dinophyceae; Suessiales; Symbiodiniaceae.